AUGACGGGCUCGAGGGCUCUGCUGCGAUGGAGCUCCUCGAGCAGCGACGACGACGAGCUGAUCGCCAACAACCCGCUCUUUCCCGCCCUCGCCCCGAGGCACCCGCUGGCGUCGCUGGGGGCGACCUCGGCGCUGACGCUGGCGUCAACCGUCGAUGCCCGCGGCCUCUUUGGCGACCACGCCGCCCCCCAAACUUCCCCUGCCGAGCUCGACCCUACCGUGCUCGAGCUGAUGGCCGACGCCAUCGCUGGCGGCGCCGCGCUUCCCAACGGCGGCGACCACCGGUUCAAGUACUUGCGCUGGUACCAGCACUACGCCCAGACCACCGCCACACAAACCUCAAACGACGAUGCCCUGGUGUUCCACUUGCGCCAUCUCGACGACUACCACCGCUACGUGCGCCAGACCGAGCUCAACGCAUGGAUUGGCAACCAGAUGCCCUCGGACAAGCUGAAGGUGUUGACCACCACUGAGGGCAUACCCGACCACUUCUGCCGCACCGAGGAACCCCCCACAAGGCCGCCGCCCACCUACCGCACCUACAGCAAGAAGCUGGCGCUGUUUGUCGGCACCGACGACUUCACCAGCGGCGGCGACACCCCUUACAGCGUCAAGAGCGACGCCGACGCCGCCAGCGGGCUGGCGCCGCUGGUGUACCUCCAGCGGCGGCUUAAAAUCCGCCACUUACAGAUGAUCUCGUUCGGCGGCACUUUGGGAGUGGGGCUUUUCCUCAACUCGGGCAAGGCGAUCAACAUCGCCGGCGGCUUCGGCGCCUUUCUCGCGUUUCUGAUAUGCGGUUUAAUCGUCAUCGCCACCCUUGUCCUGUUCUGCGAGAUGGUGACGCUCGUGCUGGUGGUGGACGGGGUGCUGGGCCUCCUGCUGCGGUUCAUCGACGACGCGUUUGGCUUUGCCGUCGGCUGGCUCUACUUCCUCAGUUUCGCAGUGGGACUCGCCGGCGAGACCGUCGCCUGCGUCAUCUUGCUCAGCUACUACCCCUGGCUCCACAUCCAUGACAACGCCGGCAGCGCCGCCGGGUUCGUCACGCUUUUCCUCCUCGUGACGGUGGCGGCAAACUUGAUGGACGUCCGGGUGUUUGGCGAGAUCGAGUACAUUUCGCUGUUUAUCAAGCUCCUCUGCGCCCUCGGGCUCAUCAUCCUCAUGAUCGUCAUCAACGUUGGCGGCAUGGGGGGCAGCUACAUCGGCUUCCGCUACUGGGACCACGCCCAGCUGGACUAUGCCCACAACUUGAUCUACGGCCUCUUCCGCCCCACGUUCAACUUGUUUGACGACGGGAGCAACGUCCACGACGGCGUCGGCGGCGCCCGCGGCCGGUUCAUGGCGUUUAUCGUCGCCCUUUUGGUGACGCUGUUCGCGUACCUGGGAACCGAGAUCGUGUGCAUCGCCGCCUGCGAGGCCCAGAACCCCCGUAAAGCCCUCCCCUCGGCCACUAAACGCGUGUUCUUGCGCAUCAUCAUCUUCUACGUCCUUGCGGUGUUCGUGGUGUCGCUCAACAUCUACGCCGGCGACCCCCGGUUGCUCCGCUACUACCUGGGCGAGCCCGGGGUCAGCGACAGCGACUUGGCCACCAACCCCAUCAUCGAGCACUUGGGGGGCAACCACUGCGGCCCCCAGGCCAACGUGUUUGCCGGGUUUCCCCUGGGGUCCCAGCUGCCGUGGAACAUCGCCUUGCAGACGGUCAACCAGUGCACCGCUGGCGGCAUCGUCAACGGCUUUCUCGUCUUUUUUGCCGUCAGCUGCGGCAACUCCCAGAUCUACGUGCUGAGCCGCACCGUGUACUCGCUCGCCCUCCAGGGGAAGGCGCCCAAGAUGUUGGGGUGGGUCAACCGCUACGGCAUCCCCUACGUCGCCGUGUUGUUCCUGCUGAGCUUCGGCCUCUUGUCGUACAUCUGUGUCAGCGAGAAGGCGACGACGGUGUUUCAAAACCUCACCCUGAUCAUCCUGCUGCUGGGGAUCAUGGUGUGGUUCGCCAUGUGCUUGCUGUACAUACGCUUCUACUACGGGCUCAAACGGCGCCCCGACAUCAUCGCCCGCGACGACAAGGAGUACCCUUACAAGCUGCCGUUCCAGCCGUACACGGCGAUCUUCGGCAUGGUGGGGCUGGCGCUCAUUCUCCUCGCCAUGGGGUACGUCGUGUUCUUGGGGGGCACCUGGGACACGUGGUUCUUCUUCUCGCUGUACGGGCUGUUGUUUGCCUUCGCCGUCCUCUACCUCGGCUACAAGGUGAUCAAGCGGUCCCACAUCCCCGCCCUCGAACGGCUCGACUUCGACACCGGGCGCACCGAGAUGGACCGCUACAUCUGGGAUAAAGGCCGCGAGUACAACGGGCGCAGCUUCAAGGACACCUGUCGUCGGUUCGCCAACUGGAUUGCCUGA
Messenger RNA from Diutina rugosa, 2394 nucleotides. RefSeq names its product Ssy1p (gene SSY1). The record is from RefSeq and is a predicted model, not a curated record. Gene Ontology annotation, molecular function: amino acid transmembrane transporter activity. NCBI's taxonomy places the organism in Eukaryota, Fungi, Ascomycota, Pichiomycetes, Serinales, Debaryomycetaceae. Gene Ontology annotation, biological process: amino acid transmembrane transport. Bases 1 to 2394 code for a protein of 797 amino acids. The transcript has a single exon. Gene Ontology annotation, cellular component: membrane.